GAAUUCGAUGGUUUGUAAAUUGGAUCUGCCGUAGACGUGGAAUCCGAUGGUCGAAAACUAUUUAUGCUCAACGGGAUUCUACCACGUUUUUAGAAUUGGGGUGAUAAGAGGAUUUUACCCCUUAUUAGCUGCUCUGGUGGAAAGGUGGAGGCCAAAAACUCACACCUUUGUAUUACUGGUGGGUGAGGUUAUUGUGAUACUGAAAGAUGUUGCUCAUAUAUUUGGCCUACCCAUUGAUGGAGAGCUUGUGAGCGGGUGGACAGAUAGUAAUAGCGACUUCCUACAGAGGCAGAGCAUCGCAAUAUUCGGUCGCAAACCAGUUGUCAGUAAUUCUUCUAAAUCUUAUAUAAAGCUGGGUUGGGUUUGGCAUAUCAGAGAUGCAGAGCCAGUGGACACUGAGGAGUCUAUUAAGAGAUACAUCAGAUGCCAGAUUUUCUGUUUCUUGGGUUCGACCCUAUUCACAAAUAAGUCGACCGCAUAUGCCCACGCAAAGUAUCUACCGUUGCUUUGCGAUUUCGAGCGGAUCCAUACUUAUAGUUGGGGGUCAGCAUGUCUCGCGCAUCUUUACAGGGAACUAUGCCGUGCAUCACGGUAUGAUGCUAAGGAGAUGGAUGACCCUCUUAAUCUGUUAUUUGUUUGGGCAUGGGAGCGACUGCCGUGUAUUGCGCCUGUACCGAGACAGACCCUAGAUACCAAUUGCCAUGAGGUAACAGCUACUAUUUUAUUUGAGUGGCGGCCGUACGAAGGAUUGAUCAUACCCGACGAGUUACAUGGACACCUUGAGGUGUGUGACAUCAUUGCUUCGUUAUUGUUAUUCGAGUGUGUCGAAUGGCACCCUGGAAACCGAGUGAUGCAUUAG
Messenger RNA from Arachis ipaensis, 859 nucleotides. Lineage: Eukaryota; Viridiplantae; Streptophyta; Magnoliopsida; Fabales; Fabaceae. The record is from RefSeq and is a predicted model, not a curated record.